AUGAAGAGCUCCAUACUAAGCUGUCUCGGUUCCCCAGCUCGAUCAGGUUUUGGUGGAAUCAUUAGAAAUACUUUUGGUCAUUAUUUGGCAGGGUUUUCUGGUUACAUUCAAGGGUCUUCUGAUAUCUUGUAUGAGGGCCUCUUGUUGGCCAUAAACAUGGGCAUUGACGAACUUGUCUGCUAUUCAGAUUCUUUACACCGUAUUAACCUCAUAAAAGGUCCCCAAGUUAAGUUUCAUAUGCAUGCAGUUUUGAUCCAUGACAUAAAGGAUUUGUUUUCCCAAAGUAAUGUUUCCCUCUGUCACACUCUUAGAGAAGGUAAUCAAUACGCAGACUUCUUCGCAAAAUUAGGAGCCUCCUCGAAUGCUGAUUUCACUAACCAUGACUGUCCUCCAGAAGGCGUUCAAGAUCUGCUCAAGAACGAUGCUUUAGAAAUUUUAUUCCUAAAAGACUAG
Molecule: messenger RNA, 453 nt
Organism: Trifolium pratense (red clover)
Lineage: Eukaryota; Viridiplantae; Streptophyta; Magnoliopsida; Fabales; Fabaceae
Exons: 1
Coding region: 1-453 (150 amino acids)
Cellular component (GO): cytochrome b6f complex
Molecular function (GO): nucleic acid binding; RNA-DNA hybrid ribonuclease activity
Source: RefSeq, a predicted model, not a curated record